GAGGGCGGGGUGUCGUUCCCUUUCGCUGAUGCAAGAGCCUAGCGCGGGCCUGGGAGAGCUGUCGGUAGGAGCUUCGCCGAGUCCGGGGUCUGAAGCUGACCGGUCUGACGUCCCACCCUUGCCGAACCCACUAGAACCGCAGCCAUGUCCGGGGACGAGAUGAUUUUUGAUCCUACUAUGAGCAAAAAGAAAAAGAAGAAGAAGAAGCCUUUUAUGUUAGAUGAAGAAGGUGAUGCCCAGACAGAAGAAACCCAGCCCUCAGAAACAAAAGAAGUGGAGCCAGAACCAACUGAAGACAAAGAUGUGGAAGCUGAUGAAGAAGACAGUAGGAAAAAGGAUGCAUCUGAUGACUUGGAUGACUUGAACUUCUUUAAUCAAAAGAAAAAGAAGAAAAAAACAAAAAAGAUAUUUGACAUUGAUGAAGCUGAAGAAGGUGUAAAGGAUCUUAAGAUUGAAAGUGAUGCUCCAGAGCCAGCUGAGCCAGAGGAUGACCUGGAUAUUAUGCUUGGCAAUAAAAAGAAGAAAAAGAAGAAUGUCAAAUUCCCAGAUGAAGAUGAAAUACUAGAAAAAGACGAAGCUUUAGAAGAUGAAGACAGCAAAAAAGACGAUGGCAUUUCAUUCAGUAACCAGACUGGGCCUGCUUGGGCAGGCUCAGAAAGAGACUAUACAUAUGAGGAGUUGCUGAACCGAGUGUUCAACAUCAUGAGAGAAAAGAAUCCGGAUAUGGUUGCUGGAGAGAAGAGGAAAUUUGUUAUGAAACCUCCACAGGUUGUCCGAGUAGGAACCAAGAAAACUUCUUUUGUCAAUUUUACAGAUAUCUGUAAACUAUUACAUCGUCAACCCAAACAUCUCCUCGCAUUUUUAUUGGCAGAAUUGGGUACAAGUGGUUCUAUAGAUGGUAAUAACCAGCUUGUAAUCAAAGGAAGAUUCCAACAGAAACAAAUAGAAAAUGUCUUGAGAAGAUAUAUCAAGGAAUACGUCACUUGUCACACAUGCCGAUCACCGGACACAAUCCUACAGAAGGACACCCGACUCUAUUUCUUACAGUGUGAAACUUGUCAUUCUCGAUGCUCUGUUGCCAGCAUCAAAACUGGCUUCCAGGCUGUCACGGGCAAGCGAGCACAGCUCCGUGCCAAAGCUAACUAAUUUGCUAAUCACCAUUGAUUUUUCCAAAAUGUGUGGUGGAGAUUUGGCUGGACAGGUUACCAUCAGAGUGGACGUACCACUGAGUUGAAACACAAGAUAGAAAAGCUGCCAAGUUCUUUGGCAAGUGAUUGAUCUGAAACCCUUGCAAGAUGCCGACACUCAAGCUGUUGACAUACUCAUUGCCCACUUUAACAACUGUCAAACGUGAUGGGGUAAGGAGGUGCUUUUUAAAAUCGUUCAUAGACUUCUGUAAAGUGCAAGAUAAAUUAAAGUUAUUAUAACUGAUUCUUUCAA
Molecule: messenger RNA, 1440 nt
Organism: Cricetulus griseus (Chinese hamster)
Lineage: Eukaryota; Metazoa; Chordata; Mammalia; Rodentia; Cricetidae
Source: RefSeq, a predicted model, not a curated record